Messenger RNA from Trypanosoma cruzi, 1146 nucleotides. RefSeq lists its product as uncharacterized. The transcript has a single exon. The coding region runs from base 1 to 1146 and encodes 381 amino acids. The record is from RefSeq and is a predicted model, not a curated record. Lineage: Eukaryota; Euglenozoa; Kinetoplastea; Trypanosomatida; Trypanosomatidae.
AUGGUCUUGAGGCGCGCCAAUGCCGUUUACUGUCCCCAUGGUGCCUUCCUUCAGUGCGUCGUGGGUCGAGCCUGCAGUACACUUACGGAUAAAAAAACGGGCGUGGAAGUAUCGGAAGUUGCAUUGAGAAGAGAAUACGACAGCGCUAAAGGAGGCGUGGCAGAUCCCUGGAUAAUCGUCAAACAUAAAGGCAUUUCUCCUAUUAAUCUGGUGCAUCAAGGAAAUGCAUUGCUUUCAGCACUUGGUCUUGCGCAUUUGGUGAUUCGCAUCGAACGUGAUAUUCGUGCGUGUCGCCUACCCUCACCAGAUGCAAUAUUGGCCGCAUGUAAAACGCCGAAUGCCACAAAUCCAAAUGAACUUGCUGAGCGGGCAGUUCUAGUGGAGUUCUCAACGGGGAAUGCCAACCUUCUUUUUACUUUUUGCCCGCCGGAUCCCUUGCGCCGAUUGCGCUGCUAUGGUGUGGAAAAGGACCCUAUUUUAUCUUCUGAUGCAAAGCCUUAUCAAAAGCAUAUGAGUAUCGAAAAUGGUGAUGUUUCGCCGCUAAGAGAUGGGUCGGCACCCCACGUGCUGCUUAAUGGUAUCUUGCAUUUUCUUCCUAUCGAGGAGUCCUGCGCGUUGAUUCGUGAGGGUUUGCGUCUUUUGAUGCCAAAAGGAAUUCUUCUAGUGGUGAUGUUGUCUGUCGGCACCUCCAGGUCACGGCCGGCGGGUUAUCAUCCAUUUUUCUUUAACGAUACGGCGGUAAAGGCGAAUGCUUUAAAUACUUCUCAUGCAUCGACCACUUUGCGGUACUGCAGUACUAUUACGAAGGAUGACUACAAUCAGUUUGUAGAAAAGGUUGAAUUCCUUUGGGAUGCGCCCGAGUUUAUUUUUUACACACCGGACUUUAAGCGGACUGGUGUGUACGCUGUGCGUCUAACACGAUCUAAAAAGAUGAUGCCACCUCUGCCGGGUAAGGGACGACGGACCGUGACACCGAAAGAAGAGGAGCCUGCACUAUACAAGGAUAUCUGCACGAAUCCACAGGAGUUAAGCCGUGUUAAGGACGCACAGGCACUAUGGAGAGAACGUUUAAUUGAGAUGCAGAGUGCCGGUGUUGGCAAGAAGCUUAGAAGAGGGUAUGAAGUAUGGGUGAGGAAACGAGUUUAG